UGUGGAUUAGGGUUCACUCCACCUCCACCUCCACCUACAGCUACAGAGGAGGAUAAAGUCGUGUCGUGCUUCUCUGUCAUUUCCACCAAACCAUUUAGUGUACGGAAACGUUUCUUCUCCGAUCGGUCAAAUACAAACAACAAUUUCGAAAUUAAUAAUCCUCUGUUUCAUUCCCUCUGCUUCAUCAUUUUUACAACUUCAAUUUCAUUUCUUAGAUAAAAAUCUCACCUUUAACUUAUGGGAAAGCCAACGGCAAAGAAGAAGAAUCCAGAGACGCCAAAAGAUGCUUCCGGCGGCGGCGGAGGCAAGUCUGGGAAGACUUACCAUCGUUCUACUUCGAGGGCUUUUGACGAAGAUAUGGAGAUUUUCAUUAGCAGAGCACUUGAGCUCAAAGAAGAAGGUAACAAGCUGUUCCAGAAACGCGACCACGAAGGAGCCAUGUUGAGUUUCGACAAAGCCUUGAAGCUCUUGCCUAAAGAACAUAUCGAUGUAGCUUAUCUGAGAACCAGCAUGGCUUCUUGUUAUAUGCAAAUGGGAUUAGGUGAGUAUCCGAAUGCGAUUAGCGAAUGUAAUUUGGCUUUGGAAGCUUCUCCUAGGUACAGUAAGGCUUUACUUAGGCGUUCUCGGUGUUACGAGGCUUUGAAUAAGUUGGAUUACGCGUUUAGGGAUGCUCGUAUUGUUUUGAAUAUGGAGCCGGAAAACGUGUCUGCAAAUGAAAUCUUUGAUAGGGUGAAGAAGGUUUUGGUGGAUAAAGGUGUUGAUGUUGAUGAAAUGGAGAAGAGCUUUGUUGAUGUUCAGCCUGUUGGCGCUGCUCGUUUGAAGAAGAUUGUUAAGGAGAGGUUGAGGAAUCAGAAGAAGAAGAAGAAGAGUGGUGGGAAGGAUGAGGAACUGAAGAUCAACAGAGGUGUGGUUGAUAGUCCAAAGCUUGUUGACAUGGUUGAGAGUCCAAAACUUGUUGACAAGGCAAACGAAGCUGAGAGCAGAAAUAAGCCAAAGGAGGAAAAGAGCGAUAAGUUAGAUAUUGAUGGAAAGACUGGUGGCAAUAGAGAAGAUAAGAAAACAAGUUUCAAGGGUGAUAAAGGACAGAAAAAGAAAAGUGGUGGUAAUAAGGCUAGAGAAGAGAGGAAGCUGGAGGAUAAGGUUGUUGUCAUGGACAAAGAGGUCAUUGCCACUGAGAUUGUUGAAGGCGGAGGAAACAAAAAAGAAGAGGCAACGGUUACUAGGACUGUCAAGCUGGUACAUGGAGAUGAUAUAAGGUGGGCACAACUGCCGCUGGAUUCUAGUGUUAGACUUGUAAGAGACGUAAUCAGGGAUCGCUUUCCUGCUCUUAGGGGUUUCCUCAUUAAAUAUAGGGAUACAGAAGGUGAUUUGGUAACCAUUACCACAACAGAUGAGCUGAGACUAGCUGCUUCUACUCAUGAUAAACUUGGCUCCCUUAGAUUAUAUAUAGCAGAAGUUAACCCCGACCAAGAACCAACCUAUGACGUCAUGAACAAUAGUGAAUCAACUGACAAGGUUUCCAAGAGGUUGAGCAGCUUUGCGGACAAUGGAAGUGUCGGAGAAUACAUGGGGUCUGACAAAGCAUCUAUGUGCUUUGAGAACUGGAUUUACCAGUUUGCGCAGUUGUUCAAGAACCAUGUUGGGUUUGAUUCUGAUUCGUACUUGGACCUUCAUAACCUUGGGAUGAAGCUGUAUACGGACGCAAUGGAGGAUGCUGUCACUGGUGAAGAUGCACAAGGACUCUUUGAAAUCGCUGCUGAAAAGUUCCAAGAAAUGGGUGCACUAGCUUUGUUUAACUGGGGUAACGUUCACAUGUCAAAGGCAAGGAAGCAGGUCUGUUUUCCUGAGGAUGCCUCGAGAGAAGCUAUAAUAGAAGCAGUUGAGGCUGCAUUUGUGUGGACAAAGAAGGAGUACAACAAAGCUGCAGAGAAAUAUGAAGAAGCGGUUAAGGUUAAACCUGAUUUUUACGAAGCUCUUCUAGCACUUGGGCAAGAGCAGUUUGAGCAGGCAAAGCUUUGCUGGUAUCAUGCACUCAAAAGCAAGGUAGACUUAGAAAGUGAGGCCUCCCAGGAGGUCCUGACGCUCUAUAACAAAGCUGAAGAUAGUAUGGAGAGGGGUAUGCAGAUUUGGGAAGAAAUGGAAGAACGUCGUCUAAAUGGAAUCUCCAAGUUAGAUAAACAUAAAAACAUGUUGCAGAAGAUGGAGUUAGAUGAAUUAUUUAGCGAAGCUUCAGAAGAAGAAUCUGUGGAGCAGGCAGCUAAUAUGAGUUCUCAGAUUAACCUCUUGUGGGGUUCGCUGCUAUAUGAACGCUCUAUUGUGGAGUACAAGCUCGGAUUACCAACUUGGGAUGAAUGUUUGGAGGUUGCAGUGGAGAAAUUUGAACUAGCUGGAGCUUCUGCAACUGAUAUAGCUGUGAUGAUUAAGAAUCAUUGUUCAAGCGAGGGUGCACUUGAAGGUAUGGGGUUCAAGAUUGAUGAAAUAGUACAGGCAUGGAAUGAGAUGUAUGAUGCCAAGAGAUGGCAGAUGGGUGUUCCAUCUUUCCGGCUAGAACCAAUGUUCCGGAGACGUGCCCCAAAACUGCAUGAUAUCUUAGAGAAUGUAUUUUCAGGGCCUGCUUGACCAAAAUAUUCUUCUCAUAUACACAUAAAAAUAUCAGAUGCCAUCAGAUUUUGUGUAUCACUAGGCAUUUUGUUUGUUUGGGAGUGGGGUGUGCAUUCUUUUCUCCUCUCUAUUGGUAUGGUUUUGUCAUUUUUCCAAAGGAACAUUUUUUUUGGGAUUUCCACGGGGAUAUAUAUACUCUUGGCUCUGCGGUUUUGAUGCAGUGGCUGAGACUGAUUGGGAUUCAGUCCAGAGAAGAAGGUUUAGAUGGGCUAAUCCUCUUCUCUUCAAAUUGAUUCAAAAUAUUGGUCAUUUGUUCUUCUUUGUUUUGUUUUAUACCAUAGCCUUGUAUUUUUUGUUAUUUAUUGUUGUUAAAUUGGAUUAGUUUAUAUUUAAUUUGUGAUUGUUGUGUGAAUAUCUGCGUCGCUUGAAAGAUUCAGACUUCAUUGUGAUU
Messenger RNA from Camelina sativa (false flax), 3052 nucleotides. Its product is annotated as protein PHOX4. NCBI's taxonomy places the organism in Eukaryota, Viridiplantae, Streptophyta, Magnoliopsida, Brassicales, Brassicaceae. The record is from RefSeq and is a predicted model, not a curated record. Gene Ontology annotation, molecular function: protein binding.